This is a messenger RNA of Dermacentor andersoni, 566 nucleotides long. The record is from RefSeq and is a predicted model, not a curated record. NCBI's taxonomy places the organism in Eukaryota, Metazoa, Arthropoda, Arachnida, Ixodida, Ixodidae.
AACUGGAGCCAAACUCGAGAUUUGCAUGGAGUAACAUAGGUGCGGUCCGGAUGAAACCCACCAUGCAGAUCCACGAGUACGACGUGCAGCCACUCACCCGAAAGUACAAACGUAACUGGAACACGGAAUCCGCCCCUUUCACCGGCGUGCACUUGCAGUUGCGACUUUCGCGGAGGUUCGCGCCGCCUCUGCUAUCGACGUUUCUGCCAAGCGCGCUGCUCGUCUGCCUCUCCUGGUGCGUCUUGUGGAUGCGGCCUCGACACCUUCCGGAGAGGAUCUCCCUUACCCUCAUGCUGCUGCUCGCCCUCUACGCCCAGAUGUCCGCUGUGAGACAGUCUCUGCCGCCCAGCAACUACCUAACCGGAGGAGACGUAUGGAUGUUUGGCUGCUUCAGUUUCGUAUUCGGGUCUCUCGUCGAGUCUACCUUGGUUCAUCACAUAACCGAAAGAGCAGCAAGGCGACGUAGCUUCUAAGAAGGACUCUCGGCAUUUUACAUCGCCGAAGAAAAGAUCAACAGAAAAGAAGCAAAAAAUCAUGAGUUGGCACAAAAUAAAGGUGACAUUCCU